AAACGAUCAAGUUCAAGCCUUCUCCUCCUGCCGUUAUUUUUUUUGUUUCUGCCGAGUGCCAGUCGAGUGUGUGAACAAAAAACCAUAACAAUUAGUAACGAAAACACGCAUCAUGUCAUCGAGUGUGCUGAUCCCGAGCGAUCUCUUCCCCACAACCAUCAACACGGCCACGAAGAUCUUCCGCUACCAACACAUAAUGCCGGCUCCCAAUCCCUCCAACUCCAACUCCAGUCCCAGCAGCAACCACACAUCGGCGAUGCCCAUCAAGACGCGCAAGUAUACACCGCGUGGAAUGGCCGGCGUCCUGGCCCGUUCAAGUUCCGGCUCCACCGAAGGCUCGUCCUCCUGCUCGCCGGGCUCCUCGCCGGCGCCGUACAACGUGGACCAGUCGCAGAGUGUCCAGCGACGCAAUGCCCGAGAGCGCAACCGGGUCAAACAGGUGAACAACAGCUUCGCCCGGCUGAGGCAGCACAUCCCGCAGUCCAUUAUCGCCGAUCUGACCAAGGGCGGCGGCCGGGGGCCGCAUAAGAAGAUCUCCAAGGUGGACACACUGCGCAUUGCCGUGGAAUACAUACGGCGGCUGCAGGACCUCGUCGACGAUCUCAAUGGAGGUCCCUCCAGUGUCAAUGCCGGUGCCAUGUCCCAGCUGCAGCUCUGCCUGGAUGAGUCCAGCAGCCACAGUUCCGGCAGCAGCAGCUGCAGCUCCUCCAAUGUGUACUACCAGAACGGAGGCAGCACUGCCACCACAACGCCGGCCACAAAUCCCCUCCAGCAACAGCAGCAGCUGCAGCGCCAGCAGUUCCCCCACCAGCCACUGACGCCCAUUUCCCUGAACAGCAACCUGGCGGCGGUUGGAGCCACUGGCGCCGCUACGGGAGCCACCUCGCCCACGUCCUCCUUCAACUCAAGCAUGUCCUUUGACUCGGGCACCUAUGAGGCGGCUCCCCAGCAGCUCUCCGCUCACCUGGACCACCUCGAUCUGGACGGAGGCGAAGCCCACGGUCACGGUCACGGUCAUGGUCACUCACAGCUGCAGCUCAAGUUUGAGCCGUACGAACACUUUCAACUGGACGAGGAGGACUGCACGCCCGACGACGAGGAGAUCCUCGACUACAUCUCGCUGUGGCAGGAGCAGUAGAUCGAUCGCAGAGCCUACUCGCCCCGCCCCCACCACCACACAUCCUGUUCUCUUCUAGUCAACGUUGAGCUGAACCGAGUGCCUCAAAUUGUAAAUAAGAACCAAGCCUAAAUCACAAAUCAUACAAAACAGAAAAUAUUUUUUUUUCCUACUCUAAGUUGCAUAUUUUUUUUUUGCCUAGGCUAAGAACCUCGA
Molecule: messenger RNA, 1333 nt
Organism: Drosophila kikkawai
Lineage: Eukaryota; Metazoa; Arthropoda; Insecta; Diptera; Drosophilidae
Gene: sc
Product: achaete-scute family bHLH transcription factor scute
Biological process (GO): developmental process; regulation of transcription by RNA polymerase II
Molecular function (GO): protein dimerization activity; RNA polymerase II transcription regulatory region sequence-specific DNA binding; DNA-binding transcription factor activity, RNA polymerase II-specific
Source: RefSeq, a predicted model, not a curated record